Sphaerulina musiva SO2202 is the source of this 1374-nucleotide messenger RNA. RefSeq names its product Nitrilotriacetate monooxygenase component A/pristinamycin IIA synthase subunit A. The record is from RefSeq and is a predicted model, not a curated record. Bases 1 to 1374 code for a protein of 457 amino acids. NCBI's taxonomy places the organism in Eukaryota, Fungi, Ascomycota, Dothideomycetes, Mycosphaerellales, Mycosphaerellaceae. The transcript is spliced from 2 exons. Gene Ontology annotation, molecular function: monooxygenase activity; oxidoreductase activity, acting on paired donors, with incorporation or reduction of molecular oxygen.
AUGAAUGCAUUUGCGAUGACCGCGCCAGGACAUUUGGCUCCUGGUUUGUGGAGACAUCCCAAUCAAGAACCUCAAACACUCGACCACUGGGUACGACUUGCGAAGAUGUUAGACGAAGCCGGGUUCCACGGCAUCUUCUUUGCCGAUGUGCUCGGUAUUUACGAUGUCUAUCAAAGCAGCAAUGGACCCGCCUUGAAGGCUGCUGCACAGGUUCCGGAGCUUGAUGUAUCUUUACUAGUCUCGGCAAUGGCAUAUGCGACCAAGAACAUCUCGUUCGGAAUCACUGCGUCCACGAGCUAUGAGCAUCCAUACCAGCUUGCAAGACGAUACGCUACGCUCGAUCAUGUUACGCAAGGCCGUGUAGGCUGGAAUAUCGUCACGAGCUACCUGGAAAGUGCUGCGAAAUCUUAUGGUCUGGACCAACUGACACAGCACGAUGAUCGAUACGAAGUUGCUGAUGAGUUCCUCGAAGUGGUAUACAAGCUUCUCGAGGGCAGCUGGGAAGACGACGCAGUCGAAGCGAACAAAACAACCGGAAUCUACACCAACCCCGAUCGUGUCCACCCCAUCCACCACGCAGGCAAGCACUUCCGCUGCAGAGGACCCAGCAUCGUCCAUCCCUCUCCCCAACGCACCCCCUUUCUCCUCCAAGCCGGCGCGAGCAAAGCCGGCAAAAACUUCGCAGCCCAACACGCCGAAGCCAUGUUUCUCCCCGGCAUGCUUCCCGAAAAAACCCGCCAAAUCGUCGAUUCCACUAAAGCGCUUCUGAUUGAAAAAGGCCGACAACCCUCCAGCAUCAAAUUCAUCGCAGGAAUCUUCAUCGUCGUCGACUCCACCGACGAAAAAGCCCAAACCAAAUUCCACAAACUUCUCCAAUACGCCGAUUUAGAAGGCACCGCGGCCCUCUUUGGAGGUUGGACAGGGACCGAUCUUUCCCAAUUUUCCGAUCACGACGAAAAUUUCUCUUUCAAAAAUGGUCCUCCAGCAAUUCAAUCCCUCAUCGACUCGUGGACAAAAACUGUUCCGGGCCUCGAAAAUGUGAAAUGGACGAAACAACACGUGUUGCAACAAUUGGCAAUUUCGGGCGCUCAUCCUCGCGCUGUGGGGAGUCCACAGACUGUUGCGGAUAUUAUGGAGGAGUGGAUUGAAAAAGCGGAUGUGGAUGGGUUUAAUAUUAGUUAUGCGGUCACGCCGGAUACGUUUGAGGAUAUUAUUCGAUAUUUGUGGCCUGAGUUGAGGAAGAGGGGCGUCUUGCAGGAAGGGUAUGUGGGAGAGACGAUGCGAGAGAAUUAUUUGGGCGAUGGAUUGGGGCCGAGGGUGAGAGAGGGGCAUCCUGCGAGGAAGUAUUGGGGGGCUUUUGUAGGGGGGAAGUGA